AUGCCACCAUCAACACUAAGCAAAGCUAUCCACUUCGGCCCUUUCGCCGUAACAUCCCAAGUCUUCUACAAAACACCCCUCUCCUUCUGCCUCGUAAACCUCAAACCCUUAUUACCAGGCCACAUCCUCGUUUGCCCUCUCCGCCGCGUCCAACACAUCGAUCAGCUCAGCGCAAACGAAGUCACGGAUCUCUUCAGCACAGUACAAUUGGCGUCGCGGACAUUGAAGCGUGUGUACAAUGCUUCGGCGUGCAAUAUAGCGAUACAGGAUGGCGAGGCUGCUGGACAGAGUGUGCCGCAUGUGCAUGCGCAUUUGAUCCCUAGAAAGGGUGGUGAUAUGGAUGCGCAGGGUGGUGGAGACAAACUCUAUGAGCAAUUGGAGGGUGAGGAGGGGGACGUUGGUAGACAUCAGAGAGAUGAGGAAGGGAUGAGGAAGGGUAAAUUCCCCAAAGUUGAGGAUGACAAGAGAAAGCCUAGAAGUAUGGAAGAGAUGGAAAAGGAGGCUCGCUGGCUUGCUGAGGAGAUACAGAAGGAUGCACAGAGCUUCACCAACGAGUCGUUCUUGUAG
Molecule: messenger RNA, 567 nt
Organism: Aureobasidium subglaciale EXF-2481
Lineage: Eukaryota; Fungi; Ascomycota; Dothideomycetes; Dothideales; Saccotheciaceae
Exons: 2
Coding region: 1-567 (188 amino acids)
Molecular function (GO): catalytic activity
Source: RefSeq, a predicted model, not a curated record